AGAGUAGGUUAUUUCCUGUUUGGCUGGCAUACCUACCAGUUAGACUGUUGUUUUAAGCCUCGCUUGGAAUUCCCGGUUGCGUGUUUCGGUAUGGCGGAGUUUGGCGUUCACAGAAUCCUCCUUUUGGUUGUUUGUCUGACAAAAUGUCUGGAGGGGACAAAACUGCUGGCAAACCUUAAAAAAUGUGGUGACCUGGAAUGUGAAACUUUACUAAGCAGAGUCUUAGCCAUGAGUGAUUACAGAGGCCCUGACUGCCGAUACCUGAACUUCACCAAGGGAGAAGAGAUCUCUGUGUUUGUGAAACUUGCUGGAGAAAGAGAAGAUCUGUGGGCAGGAAGUAAAGGAAAGGACUUUGGCUAUUUUCCCCGAGAUGCAGUACAGAUUGAAGAGGUGUUCAUAUCUGAGGAAGUUGAAAUACCAACUAAAGAAUCCGACUUUCUUUGUCUUCUUGGAGUAAGCUACACAUUUGAAAGUGAAGAUGAUGAGUUAAACGAUAAUGCUGAGAAUAUACAUACAAACGAAGAAGAUGAAGAACAAAUAUUUUAUGAAUAUGAAAAAGACUUCCACUUAGAACCUGGCUUUUUUGCAGCUUCUGAAAGCACUUUGUUUGAAAACCAAUUACCAGUAUCAGAGGACCCGGAAGAUCCUGGAACCAUGAGUGGAUCCAAAGAAUGGGUAGAAGAAGCAGAGGGAAAAAGCACAGGACAGGACCGUAUUCCAGAAGCGGAUUAUGUCCCUGUACUCUCAGCUGGGCCUGAAUCAAAUGGAUGGUUUGGAGUGGGAAAAGAACAAGCUGAAGACAUGGCUUUUGCCUCAACUGUUGCACCCAUAAAAGACAGCUCAUUGCUAGGGAGUAAAACGACAAUGGAAGAUGAAGACAAGAGAGAAUUAAAUAAUGAUGAUCUCCAAGGAGCACAUGGGCCAGAACCUGAAUUUGAUGCAGUGCCAAAGGAGCAGUCUGAACCAGGAUCACAGUCAGAGCACAUGGCGCAACCUCUGGAUACUGGAUGGUUUGGUGGUGGAUUUGCAAGUUACUUGGGCUUUGCAGAUAAGGGUACAGAGCUUGAAGUAUUGACUGAGGACAGCAAUGCGUCACUGCCUGAUGUUCCCAGUUCCACAUCAUCGGUUGAAGAACCCACAGUACCAUGUACAGAAAUACCACCAGUAAAGGAAGACCCGGUCAUUAAUGAUAGCUCACAUCCCAAGCCAAGUUGGUUUGAUUUUGGUUUUGCAAUGCUAGGCUUUGCAUAUGCCAGUGAAGAGAAAAUUAUAUCAGACAACGCACAAAAUGAAGAAGUUGCUGCUGGAAAUGAAUAUGAACAGCCUCUAGCAAGUGACUUUGACCCCGACAAGGAACAAGAUAUAAGAAUGACAGAAAAUAUAAAAACAGAAGAUCAAGUAAACAAAAGAAUCUUAGAGGAAACAGAUGAUUCGGAUACUUUGCCGUACUUUAAGAAGUUCUUAACUCAUUUUGAAAGCCCCUGGAGCCUCCAGAGGAUUCCAAAGGAAACAGAAUUACAAUUUCCACAACAGAUGCUAGAUCAAGAUAAUGUGGUCGAAAAUGACAAAAUAGAAGAAUUUUUAGUCAAAAGUUAUCCUACAGAUAAAAUGCAAGUUAUGAGGAAAAGCAAAAACAGUCAACCAGAAUUACUUAAUGGAGUUCUUGAAGAAGCAUCUAUUAAAACCUCAUCUUCUAGCAGUAAUGAUGAAACAUCAACGCUGUCAGAAGAAGCUGGAGUGUUUGCUGACAUGGAAACAGAUGGAUCUGCGGACAAUAGCCUGCUGAACAGUCAGAGGUUUGCAGCUGAAAGCUCUUUGUUGGCUCAAAAAUAUUCUGCUCAAAAAGCAGAAGAUGCUUCCGAGGUUCAGAUCCUGGAAUAUUUAUUUCAAAUUGUAUGUGAUUUCAUGAAUUCUGUGUUUCCAUCAGUUCUAGUUCUUGCAGAAAUGGUUGUGGCAACAUUGCCUGAAGAUAUGAGAAGCCAGAAUCCCUAUGGUUUUCCAUGGGAGUGGGUGAUAUUGGCAGCUAUUGUUGGAAUUUUUGCUGUUUUCUUGUUUUUGUGGAGAAGCGUCCAAUCUAUUAGAAGCCGACUUUAUGUGGUGAGAGAGAAAAAGCUUGCUGUAAAACUUUCUGAACUAAUAACGGAAAAGUGUAAACUACUUGAGAAAAUUAGCCUUGCUGAAAAAGAGUGUGAAGGCUUAGAGUCAUCUUUGAAAGAUGGCAGCUUUGAGGAGUCAAAAGAAGUACAAGCUUUGAAGUUUGUUGAAGGAUCACAAAUAACAGAGGAGGAAACCUAUGAGAAGCUGGAGAGUCUGAAAACUAAGCUCGAGGAUGAAGUUCUCUGUUUAGAAAAACAAUUAGAAGAAGAAAAAUCUAAACAUUCCGAACAAGAUGAAUUGUUCGCAGAUAUUUUACAGAGCUUACAAUCACUAGAGGAUGAGUCAAAAUCCCUCAAAUCACAAGUAGCUGAAGCUAAAACAACCUUUAAAGUAUUUCAAAUGAAUGAAGAACGACUUAAGAUAGCAAUAAAAGAGGCUUCGAAUGAAAAUUCGCAACUUCAGGAAAGCCAGAAACAGUUUUCACAAGAAACUGAAAUAUGGAAAGAAAAAGUGAAUGAACUUAAGAAACAGAAAGUGGCAUUUGAAAACUUUAAAGCACAGGUAGAACAAGUCCUAAGUGAUAAAGAAAAUCAAAUCAAGUCUCUGACUGAGCACUUGCUAAAGAUGAAAGAUUGGGCUGCCAUUCUUGGAGAAGACAUAACCGAUGAUGACAGUGUGGAACUGGACAUGAAGAGUGACUCAGAAAAUGGUGCCCACUUAGAUAACCAUCCAAAAGGAGCUAUGAAGAAAUUGAUCCAUGCAGCAAAGUUAAAUGCUUAUUUAAAAUCGCUAGAAGGAGAAAGAAACCAAAUUUACACUCAGUUAUCUGAUGCAGAUAAAGCAAAAGAAGACCUUACAGAGCAUAUUAAAAAUCUCCAGACUGAACAAGCAUCUUUGCAGUCAGAAAAUGAACAGUUUGAAAGUGAAAUCCAGAAGCUUCAGCAGAAACUUACAGUAAUGACCGAAUUGUAUCAAGAAAAUGAAAUGAAGCUUCACAGGAAAUUGACAGUAGAGGAAAAUAGCCGGCUAGAGAAGGAAGAAAAACUUUCCAAAGUGGAUGAAAAACUCAACUAUGCCACGGAAGAACUGGAGACAUAUCGAAAGAGAGCCAAAGAUCUUGAAGAAGAAUUAGAAAGAACCAUUCAUUCUUACCAAGGACAGCUUAUUUCUUAUGAGAAAAAAGCACAUGACAAUUGGUUGGCAGCUCGGACUGCUGAAAGACAUCUCAGUGACUUAAAGAAAGAAAAUUCCUAUAAUAGGCAAAAAUUAACUGAAACUGAGUUUAAAUUUGAACUUUUAGAAAAAGAUCCUUUUGCACUUGAUGUUCCAAAUACAACCUUUGGCAGAGAACAUUCCCCUUAUGGUCCCUCACCAUUGGGUCGGCCUUCAUCUGAAACGAGAGCUUUUCUCUCCCCUCCAACUUUGUUGGAGGGUCCACUCAGACUCUCACCUCUGCUUCCAGGGGGAGGAGGAAGAGGCUCAAGAGGCCCAGAGAAUUCUUUGGACCCUCCAACUACCAGUGAGAGAGGAGAAUCAAACUAUGACAAAUACUCUGACCCUCACAGAGAACCUUCUGAUACUGGGUCCCUGUCCCCUCCUUGGGAACAGGACCGGAGAAUGAUGAUCCCUCCACCAGGCCAACCGUAUCCUGAUCCAUCUCUGCCUCCCCAAAGGCAAGAGAGAUUUUAUUCUCAUUCUGGUAGACUGUCUGGACCAGCAGAGCUCAGAAGUUUUAAUAUGCCUUCUUUGGAUAAAAUGGAUGGAACAAUGUCUUCAGAGAUAGAAUCCAGUAGAAAUGAUAUCAAAGACAAUCCUGGUAAAUUAAAUGUGUCUGAUUCAUCUGUUCCUGCUGAAAGUGAAGUACCUCGCCCCGGCUGUUUCUCCCCACCUCAGGCUCCAGUCAGAGGGCCAUUUUUGCCAAUAGAUCCAUACUUGAGAAGAGGACCUCCUUUCCCUCCUCCUCCAGGAAGUGUGUAUGGAAUUCCUAGAGAUUAUUUUCCACCAAGGGAUUUCCCUGGCCCACCGCCUCCGCCUCCUCCAUUUGCAAUGAGAAAUGUCUAUCCACCAAGGGGUUAUCCUCAUUAUUUCCCCCCAAGAGCUGGAUUUCUCCCCCCACCUGCCCCGCAUUCUGAAAACAGAAGUGAGUUCCCUUCAGGGAUUCCUCCUCCAAAUGAGCCUGCUGAACGUGCAGAACCACGGCAAGAAGCCUGAAAACAUUUUUGAUUUCUCAGCGGAAGUAACGUUGACUUCUCUCAUCUUUACCAUUUAAGUAACGGCUGUUACUUAAGUUAUUCUACUUUUGCUUAAAUUGAAGCCUAGUGGAAUUAUAAUUCUCAGGAUUAUACUUUGUAAAUAAAGAUGAUUUAAAUAUUAA
This is a messenger RNA of Ochotona princeps (American pika), 4471 nucleotides long. RefSeq names its product MIA SH3 domain ER export factor 2 (gene MIA2). Gene Ontology annotation, biological process: protein secretion; vesicle cargo loading; endoplasmic reticulum to Golgi vesicle-mediated transport. The coding region runs from base 91 to 4308 and encodes 1405 amino acids. NCBI's taxonomy places the organism in Eukaryota, Metazoa, Chordata, Mammalia, Lagomorpha, Ochotonidae. Gene Ontology annotation, molecular function: protein binding. The record is from RefSeq and is a predicted model, not a curated record. The transcript has 30 exons. Gene Ontology annotation, cellular component: endoplasmic reticulum membrane; endoplasmic reticulum exit site.